AUAGUAAAGAUUGAAAUAUACUAUCUUAGUAUAUCAUAAUUAAAUAAAUUAUAAAUAAAUGAGUGAUUUUUAGUUAAUUUAUAUUUUGAUGAACGGUUAAAAUUGACAUAAAAAAUUAAAUAGAAAUUAUGUCUUAUUUAUAUAUAUUAUUAUAUGUUUUAGAUUAUGCACUAAAACAUAAGAAAUAUAUUUUUAUAGAUAAGAGAUUUGUAUGCACGAUCGAAAUUAAUUUCAGAAACCUAAAUUGGCUGUUUUUUCUACAUGCAUAUCAUUAGAAUAUUUAGAACAUAAUAAAUCAAGUUUAAGAGAUGAGUAAAUUAUUUUAACCUAAUGUUUUCUUUUUCUUCAUUUAAUAUAUUAUUGUUUAUGGUGAUUUUUCUGAAUACAAUGUUUUUUUUUAAAUACGAUGAUUGAAUGUAAUUAUUUAAUUCUAUUAGAUUCCUAUUAACUAACUACUAUAGAUGUUUAAUACCCUUAAGUUGUGUAAAUUUAAAUUCUGUUGAUAAAAGUAUUUACAUUUUGAUUUACAAAAAUUAUGAUUUUAAAAACAAAGUAUUUUAUGUAAAUAUACCAAUGUUACAUUUACCAAACAAAAAUCACUAAAAUUUAAUUUUAUAACAAUUUAUAUUAUUUUUGAAAAUUUAAAAAUUUGUUUAAUCUAUUUAUAUAUAAUAUAGAUUAAAACAAAUUGAAAAUCUGUAAAUAUAUUUUUAUAAUAAUAUCGAUUUGAAGUUUAUUGGUAAUGAAAAAGAAACUUUAAACUUUAUUGUGAACUUUCUGUUUUCUUUAUUAAUAUACUGUUCACAAAAACUUUUUUUUAUUACAAAAAGUGAAAAUAAUUCUAUAAUUGUAUACUUAUUAUAUAACUAACCUCUAAAUAUUUAUGUUUCAUGUAAAUUAAGCUUAUAAAAAAUAUAUUUUAAAUUUGUAGAAUUUAGAACACACAAAUUAUAAAUAGUAUUUUCUUAUAUUGGCGUUAUAAUUAUUAAACAUAAAAAAAACAGUGUAUCAUUUUUAAAACUGAUUUAUUAUAUGAUAUUACAAUUAUGAAAAAGAUUACACACAAUUAUAGUUACGCAUAUAAAGAAUGUAUCUUUAUAAAGAAAAAAAAAAUUAGAAUUUUAGUUAGGAAAGUUGAAUAUUUGAAGGAUAUACAUAAACCAAAAAAUAUUGUUGGAGUUAUUAGAUUUGGAGAAUAUUCUCAAAGAUUACCUUCUAAUAAAUAAAAAUCUACUAAAAAGAACCCUACAAUCUCUUUUGACAAAUAAAAAAGAGAAACCCUUCAUCUCUAAAAACAUACAUUCUUCAACAACAGUUGUCUUGUGUAAACUUUGUAUGAACAGUGGAGAAAAGUUUUGAGAAAACAAUGCAUAUUCUUUUGUUUACAGUUUGAGUAAUACUCGACUCAGUUCUCCCGCUCUUCCCCCGAUCUCCUUCAGAUUCUCCGCCCCCAUCUUUUUAUUUUCCUUCCCCCCGGGAAUGGAGAACAAGUCAUCAAAACUUCUUUCUACGAAGAAAGAAGCAACACCAGAACUGGAUAAUGGUAGUUUCAUUGAUCCUAUGGGUCGCCGCAAGUCCAAGCGUUUUAAGGCUGCAGCUGUGAGAGACUUCCCACCUCACUGUGGACCAAGCUCCACUGGGCUUAGAUCAAGCACGGAGCUGAUGAAGAACAACGUGUCUGAUGAAGCUGAGGUUGAUGAAAAGCUUGUUGAGGUAGUAACAGAGGGAGCUGAACAACAAGUGAAAGAUAUGAACGGUGGCUGGCGAAGCGUUGGGAUAAAGCAGCUUGGUGGAAGAAAGAUUAUUGCAGUAAGAGACUUCCCUCCGAAUACAGGAACCAAGUUUUCCGAUUAUGGAAAGACCGUGAAUGAUGCUGCUGCCUCCAAGAAAGAGUUAACAUUGGAUUCUGACAAAAGCAUGUCGAAGCCAUUGGAAGCUGAGAAACCAAAGUUUAUAAUCCCAAAACCAAACGAGACAGCAAGCAAAUUUAAAAAAACAGAAGGUGUUGUACUGCCUUCACCCUUGAGGCUUCUCCAGAAGAUUAAUAGAGAUAACGGUGAAGGAUCUAGUAGGAAAGAUAGUGAGACUUUAUCUACUGCUCCUUCACGUCCUAGGGGAGACACUAGCGCUAGAGACAAAGUAAUGGAAACGCUACGUUUAUUCAGUGAAGCUUGUAGAAAGCUUAUCCGCGAGGAUGAAGCAAACCCAAGGAAAAAAAACGGCAAAAACUUCAAUGUCUCCGUAGAGGCUUCAAAGAUCGUCAAGAGCAAAGGCAAGUACCUCAACGUCGGCACACAGUUCAUAGGAACCGUCCCUGGAGUCGAAGUAGGCGACGAGUUCCAAUACAGAAUCGAACUAAACUUUCUCGGCAUACACAGAGCAAUACAAGCUGGUAUUGACUACAUGAGAGACGCCAACAAGGAGCUGCUCGCCGUGAGUAUAGUAGCCUCUGGUGGCUACGACGACGACCUUUGUAACUCCGACGUGUUGAUCUACACAGGCCAAGGAGGGAACCUAUCUAAAAAGUUUCAACAGGGGAACAUAACCAACGAACCUAAAGACCAGCAGCUCUUGAGAGGAAACCUCGCGUUGGCGAACAGUAUAGACAAACAGAACCCUGUGAGGGUCAUAAGAGGCAACAAGAAGACACCAUCUUCUGAUAAUAACACCAAAAACUACGUCUACGAUGGGUUGUAUCUGGUUGAAGAGUUUUGGAAAGAAGUGGGAUCUUAUGGUAAGCUUGUUUUUAAGUUCAGGCUGCGGCGUAUCGCCGGGCAGCCUGAACUUACUUGGAAAGUGGUUAAGAAAGCAAAAUCAUCAAAGGCUCGCGACGGUCUCUGCUGCGAAGAUAUCUCUGGAGGGAAAGAGAGGUUGCCUAUAUGCGCUGUUAACGAGAUAGACGAUGAGAAACCUCCUGUGUUUGACUACACUGUUAACAUGAUAUAUCCGGAUUGGUGCCAGCCGAUUCCUCCGAAAGGUUGCGGCUGCACGAAGGGCUGCAAAGACUCGAAAAACUGCGGUUGCGUUGCGAAAAACGACGGAGAGUUGCCGUAUAACUACGACGGAGCGAUUGUUUUUAGAAAGCCUAUGGUCUACGAGUGUGGCCCUCUCUGCAAAUGCCCGCCUGAUUGCUACCUCCGCGUCACGCAGAGAGGGAUCAAGAUCCAGCUGGAGAUCUUCAAGACCGAGUCGAGAGGAUGGGGAGUGAGGUCUCUAGAGUCUAUUCCUUCGGGGAGCUUCAUCUGCGAGUACGCAGGGGAGCUUCUACAGGAAAACGAAGCUGAUAGGCUUGCGGGUAAAGACGAGUAUCUAUUUGACAUUGGGACUGAUAAUGGGAGUAGUAGCUUCUAUGAGAGCAGCUUCUUUACCAUAGACGCUGCGAGGAAAGGGAACGUAGGGAGGUUUAUAAACCAUAGCUGCUCGCCGAAUCUGUACGCGCAAGAUGUUUUGUACCACCAUGAGGAUAUGAGGAUCCCUCAUGUGAUGCUCUUUGCGAAGGACAAUAUACCUCCGCUUAAGGAACUAACGUACUAUUACAACUAUAAGAUUGGCCAGGUGUUGGACGCUGAUGGUAAUGUCAAGGUGAAGAAUUGCUAUUGUGGUUCGGCGAAGUGCAGUGGUAGGCUCUACUGAUAAGCAGCUGAUGUUGCUGGCCUGUAUUCAUGUUCUUCUUCUGCUUAUUCUUUCAUCUUAUGUUUAGUGAAUUAGUAAUAGCCUGAUAGACUUGGUAUUAUUAGUCUUUAUACUAUAGUCAAUUGCUGUUUGUGUUAUUUUCUUGAAACUCACACCAUGGUCUAAUCCUAGGUUUUUUCCUUCCAUAAACUGCAAUGUUUUUUUUUACUGGCA
Brassica rapa (field mustard) is the source of this 3846-nucleotide messenger RNA. RefSeq names its product histone-lysine N-methyltransferase, H3 lysine-9 specific SUVH5. NCBI's taxonomy places the organism in Eukaryota, Viridiplantae, Streptophyta, Magnoliopsida, Brassicales, Brassicaceae. The record is from RefSeq and is a predicted model, not a curated record. Gene Ontology annotation, molecular function: zinc ion binding; protein binding; histone methyltransferase activity. Gene Ontology annotation, cellular component: nucleus.